AUGGAUGUAAAUAUGUUUGCGGAUCUGCCCUUGCUGGAGCCCACUUCUUUGGCGGCCCUUCGAGAGUUUGGGAAUCAGCUAAUGUUGAAAGGGAUCACACAUUCUGCACAGUGCUCUUCGUCCGACUGUCCGGACACGACCUGUGGCAUCAGCAAAGACCUGAUCGAUCAUUUGGGGCGAUGUGCUGAGCCUCCACAUUCGUGUUGUCAAUGCGAACAGGUCGUGCAGGCGUUUAAUCAUCAUGCUCUGCAUUGCAGAGACCGUAGAUGUCAGGUAGGGAAACUUUGCUAUGAAAUCUCAAGAUUUAAGAUUGCCUCCCACCAAAUGUUAGCCUCAAAAAAAUAAUUUCUCAAUUUCCAGAUUCCCCCUUGCCGUGAGAUCCGGAAAUGGCAACGAGCGAUGAAGAAGUACAUGUAUCAACGAGUUCGCACCAUCAUCAACGACUCCGUAACGGAACUCCGACAACACGACGACAAAAUGGAGUACAGUGCGGCGAAUAGCACAAGCUCGGAGUACUCAUCCGCAUCAUCGUCGGUUUUCAAGUAG
This is a messenger RNA of Bursaphelenchus xylophilus (pine wood nematode), 546 nucleotides long. The record is from the annotation of a GenBank genome assembly. NCBI's taxonomy places the organism in Eukaryota, Metazoa, Nematoda, Chromadorea, Rhabditida, Aphelenchoididae.